Geodia barretti is the source of this 807-nucleotide messenger RNA. NCBI's taxonomy places the organism in Eukaryota, Metazoa, Porifera, Demospongiae, Tetractinellida, Geodiidae. The record is from the annotation of a GenBank genome assembly.
AUGCGUCACCCUGAAGCUUACGAUGAUCCCAAGGCAACCGCACUCGCAGAAAUAAAAGGACAGGUCACCUUCAAAGAUGUGACCUUCGGCUACGACAAGAGUAAACCGGUUCUUCACGAAGUGGACCUUGACGUUGCCCCCGGAGAGAUGAUUGGGCUCGUAGGAAAAUCCGGAGUGGGCAAGACAACCACCGUGAACCUAAUCGCCCGGUUCUACGAUGUAGACCGUGGUGCCAUUGAAAUUGACGGUGUGGAUGUACGCAACCUCCGUCUAGAAGACCUACGCAGUCAGAUUGGUAUCGUGCUGCAAGAGCCGUUCCUCUUUAGUGGAACAAUUGCCGAGAACAUCGGAUAUGGCAACCCGGGUGCCACUUUCGAGGAGAUUAUGCAGGCAGCACAGGCGGCGAAUGCACACAAUUUUAUCGUAGCAAAGGCGGAUGGCUAUGAUACAAGUGUUGGAGAACGGGGGAACAACCUGUCGGGUGGAGAAAAGCAGCGCGUUUCUAUCGCUCGCGCCCUCCUCCACGACCCAAAGAUCCUUAUUUUGGAUGAAGCGACCUCGUCGGUGGAUGUGGAGACCGAGAAGGAGAUUCAGGAAGCAGUUGUCCGGCUGAUCAAAAAUCGGACGACCUUUGCCAUUGCUCAUCGGCUGUCGACCCUCCGGAACGCUAACCGGCUGGUCGUCCUUGAUGCCGGACGUAUUGUAGAGGUCGGCACACACAGUGAAUUGAUGGACAAGAAGGGCGCAUUUUAUGACCUUGUAGCAUUACAACAACAGACCUCUGAAAUUAUUGGGAUCAGAGAAUAG